Messenger RNA from Daphnia pulicaria, 1299 nucleotides. RefSeq names its product neuronal membrane glycoprotein M6-a-like (gene M6). The record is from RefSeq and is a predicted model, not a curated record. Gene Ontology annotation, cellular component: plasma membrane. Lineage: Eukaryota; Metazoa; Arthropoda; Branchiopoda; Diplostraca; Daphniidae. The transcript has 5 exons. Bases 349 to 1077 code for a protein of 242 amino acids. Gene Ontology annotation, biological process: neuron projection development.
UUUUUUCCGGAUAGCGUCUGCUCUAUUGUUGUGCGUUCCACACUCGGCUGGGCAUAAAAUCCCUUCCCUUUCCAUGUCCCAACUUUGAUUUCAACUUCCGGACGCAUCUUUUUUUUUUAGCUCCACGCGCGCGCGACCGCAGACCAUUAAUUAGACAAGGUAUCCGAAAACCUGGAGAGUAGUGGAAAGUUUUUCCUUUGCGCCCUGAGGGACUCACGACGAGCACUUGUGCUUUUGUUGAGACUCUUCGUGUUUGACAGGAGGUAUACGGCCUCGCAUCGGUGCAGCUUGGGUGUGUUCUUACAGCUGCUUUUGUUUCAGUCGAGUUAAGCCUCAAGUCUGAGUAAGAUGGGUUCCUGUAGAGAUUGCCUCACUCGCAUCCCGUAUGCAACCUUUAUAGCCACUGUCCUAUGCUUUAUUGGUAUUGGUGUGUUUUGUGGCACUGUUUAUCGAGGAGCAACUUUAGCUAAUUUGAUUCUGUUGGAUGUGUUUCACGUGCAAGUGGAAUGGAUUGGAAUCAUGAGACUACUACUCAUUAUUUUGGGUGGUAUCAUGGCUUGCUUAGCCCUCAUCAUGCUUGUUGUGGGUUGUUUGGCUACCGGCAGCACUCGCCAUACUGUUUAUAGGGCCUGGAAAGCAAGAGUUGGUGGAAGGCUGUCCUGUGCCAUUUUCCUUGGAAUGUCCUACAUUUUAUUUUAUGUUUGGGUUGGCAUCUUAGUGUGUUUGACUAUGGUCACUUUGAUUUUCACCUUGUUCUGGGGACUUUGUGUUGACAACCAACGCCGCCAUGAUCGUCCCUGCAUCUCCUUCGUCCAAUUCGAUUGGCUAUUCCCGAACGGGACAACCAUCGACGAUUUACAAGUUUGCGGUCCGGAAGAGUUAAAACUCUUUUGCAAGGAUUACGUCGAAGUUGCCGAAGUAUCGUUUAUCUUGUCAACUGUCGCGUCGUUCGUAGUUUCUCUAGCCUUGGUCCAUUACUUGAUGUGUCUGGCGUCCAACUACGCUUACAUCCGCGAUCAGGAGAAGAUCUCCGAUCUACAGGAAAUGCAGUAUCUCCACGAAUCGAUUAUGAAGUAGAAAUGCGAAAGCAGAUUUUUAGUCUUUUAUGUUAGACUAGCUACAGGACUUUUUCCUCUUCGUUCAUUCCAACAACGGACAAUUUUAAUUAGAUUUCAGGUUUUCUUUCAGACAAAUUUUUUCGCCGUCCACGUUUGACUCGAUUCCAUUUGCAAGUUUCUAAUGACACAAACGAAUUGCCUUUUUGCUUGCUCUUAAGAAACAAUAUACUUCUUUUUAUUA